CAAAGAGGUGAUCCAGGUUGUGCCAAUUGGCUAUGCAUAAUUCUGUUUACAUAUUUGAUGAUCAUUCUGACGAUGAAAUCCCCACCCAGCAAGCUAUUCAGGAAAGCUUACAAGAUAUUCAUAAAAUGGAAAGAAGUGCCAAUGCAAUAGAGGAUGAAAGUUUCCUGUGCGUUGCAAGCAAAGAACGUGAAGAGAUAAUUGCUGCAAUCCGGACAGGCCAAGAAGAGGCCUUGAAGAAGUUGGUGAGGCACAGUUCUGCUUUUGAGGAAGCAGAUCAGCAAGGCUGGCUUCCUAUGCAUGAGGCUGCAGCUCAGCUAAAUAAGAACAUCCUUGAAAUAACUUUAAAAGCCUCCCGUUCCGUUACAUGGGAACAGACCACACUAAGAGGGGAAACACCUCUCAUGGUGGCAGUCAGAAACUGCUUUUUGGAAAACGUCCACUUUCUACUGCUCAAUGGUUGCAAUCCCAAUAUUAAGAAUGAAGAUGGAGAUUCUCCUUUAGUUGUAGCAAUUAAGCACAAUUCAUAUGAGGUUGCCUCCUUGUUGAUAAAUUUUGGAGCAAAGGUGAAUUUGCCGUGUAUCCACAAGAGGACUGCUUUACACGAGGCUGCCAGGCUUGGCAGAAAGGAUCUGGUGAUGCUUCUGCUUCGUUCUGGGGCAGAUCCUGACCCUCGCAGUGGAUAUGGGCUCACACCUCUAGCGCUGGCUGCACAAGCUGGACAUACAGAAAUUAUGGAGCUCUUAUUGCAAAAAGGUGCUGAUGUUCUUUCACAGGCAAUGGAUUAUUCUUCUGUAUUAUUUGAAGCAGCAGGAGGAGGAAAUCCAGACUCUCUGAAUCUUUUGCUGGAAUAUGGGGCUGAUGCUAAUGUGCCAAAGCACUCGGGUCAUUUGCCAAUCCACAGAGCUGCGUAUAGAGGACACUUUCUUGCCUUAAAGAAUUUAGUUCCAGUUACUAAUUUUGAUGCCAUUAAAGAAAGUGGAAUAAGUCCAAUUCACUCAGCAGCAGCGGGAGCACAUCCUCAGUGCCUCGAGUUUCUCCUCAAGUCUGGGUUUGAUGCCAAUUUUAUGCUGGAUCAAAGAAUUCGCAAAGGCUACGACGACCGCCGGAAAUCAGCCCUGUACUUUGCUGUUUCCAAUGGGGAUAUCAGUUCAGCACAGCUGCUGUUGAAUGCUGGAGCCCUGCCAAACCAGGAUCCCAUCAACUGCCUCCAAAUAGCCUUGAGAAUGGGCAACUAUGAGUUAAUGAAUUUACUGCUCCGGCACGGGGCCAAUGUUAACUACUUCUGCAGAGUGAACACAACGCAUUUCCCAUCGGCUCUGCAGUAUGCUCUGAAAGAUGAAGUCAUGUUAAGAAUGCUGAUGAACUAUGGCUAUGAUGUGCACCGCUGCUUCGAUUGCCCUCGGGGAGAUGUGUCCCAUUCCCAGUACAUGACUGAUGGAUGGACUUCUACUGUUAUCAAAGAUACAAAGUUCUGUGAAGUGAUAACCUUGUCAUGGCUGAAGCAUCUUUGUGGGAAAGUAGUGCGAGUAAUGUUAGAUUACGUUGAUCAUGUUAACAUCUGCUGGAAGCUGGAAGCAGCUCUCAAAGAACAGGAGCUCUGGCCAGACAUCAAUUCAAUUUUAACAAAUCCUCGCUCCCUGAAGCAUCUUUGUCGCCUGAAGAUACGGGAAUGCAUGGGCCGGCUGCGUCUGCGUUGUCCUGUCUUCAUGACCUUCCUCCCACUGCCAAAUUGCUUGAAGGACUACAUUCUGUACAAGGAAUAUGACCUCUACGGACCGGAAAGUUUCUUGGGAACCUCCAGUGUCAACUGCACAUAAUUAUUCUGUAUUUUGAAGGGAACGUCGAGCCUUAGAUGUGCACGUUCCAUGAGACACUAUGAAGGCAACAUCUGGCCGCGUGCUGAUGCCACAAGGUCUGACUGGAUAACAGCCAAAGCAGGUACUUCUGCGAGCUACUCUGGCUACUCUGAGGAUGAACAGAAGGAAGAGACCCUGCAGCCUCUCUCUUGCUCAGUCUCCCACUCCACCUCCUCUUUAAAAUACUGUGAGCGCUUCCACAGCUGCUCAGUCCCUGCUGUACGCUGUGGUGCCAGUGGCACCAUGAGAGCAAUGCUCCCUUCUCUUUGCUGUGACAGGAGGCAGAUGCAGUUGGUUGCUGCAUAGAAAUGCCUGUCCAUCUCCAGCGUAAAAAGCAAGAGAUUGCCUUUGUCAGCCUAUGCAAAACAACUUCUGAGCAAUUAAGGACAGUGUUCCUUUUUUGCACAGCCAUCUAGCACAGAGGUCCUGAAAUUCCUCACUUACUCAGCACCAUGCAAUUCUAGCUAUGAAGGGCUGGGCUGAAAGCCAAAGACUAAAAAUGCUCUGCAAUGAACUGUAAAACACUCUUAACCAUUAUAAAACAUCUUAGAAUAUAUUCUUCUCUUUCUACAUUUUCUGUUAUGCUCAGGCCACUAUUAGAGAGACAUCUGUUCCAUUGGAGUUUAGUAUUUAUAGUAAUUAGUGCAAAAAUAAAUAUUUCUUCUUA
Messenger RNA from Tympanuchus pallidicinctus (lesser prairie-chicken), 2523 nucleotides. RefSeq names its product ankyrin repeat and SOCS box containing 14 (gene ASB14). Gene Ontology annotation, cellular component: cytoplasm. Gene Ontology annotation, biological process: intracellular signal transduction. Bases 33 to 1817 code for a protein of 594 amino acids. The record is from RefSeq and is a predicted model, not a curated record. Gene Ontology annotation, molecular function: protein binding. NCBI's taxonomy places the organism in Eukaryota, Metazoa, Chordata, Aves, Galliformes, Phasianidae. The transcript is spliced from 10 exons.